AUGGGCGCUACAGACAAUAACUUUGUUUGUAAAACAGAGUUUGAAACAUCAGAUGUAGUACUAGGUCUUUUAUUAACUGUUGGUAUUGUUAUUUCCUUUUUGCCCCAGAUUAUCGUUAUGAUAUAUAGAAAAAAUGUAGAUGGGUUAUCAGUUAUUAUGUGUUGGUUAAAUUAUGCAAAUUUAAUCCAAUUAGCUCCACCAUUUUUAUGUUCAUUUGUCAUCUUUAUAUUAUACGUUAUAUAUAGACCAAGAUUAACCAGGGAACAAAUUAAUGAAAAUUCUAAAAUAAUACAAGAAAACCCACCAAUUAAAUAUCAUGAACAAAAUUCAUCAACAUUAUCACAAUCUGAAAAACCAAUAAAUAAUAAUGGUGCAGAUAGUAUUAAAAAUAGCAGUGAUGAAAAUAGCAAUAUAAGCAUUAGUUUAAAUUCAGAAGAUUCACCAGUCGACCAAAAUAAUAUUGCAAGUGGAAGUGGCAGUAGCAGUAGCAGUGGAAGUGGUAGUUCAGUUCAAAUUGUUGAGGGUGGAGGUAGCAUUGUCAAUGAUUCAAAUAUUGAAAAUAACUAUGAAAAAGAUCAACAAGAGAAACAACAAAUGAAACCAAAAAACAAAGUCGAUGCUUUUAUUAUCAAAAUGGAUUGGUACUCACAACCAUUAUUUUGGGGUAGUAUUGUAUUAUCAAUUAUAAUGUUUUCAGUUGGUGUCGGUAUUGUAUAUGGUGUUGGUCCCGAGUCAAAGGCUUUACAAAUCUAUGCUUUCUCCUGUGGUAUUUUUGCCAUGGUUUUAGUUUUCCUUCAAUGGAUCCCACAAAUCUACACUACCAUUAUUGCAAAUGAAAUCGGUAGUUUAAGUUUAGUAUCAGUUUGCAUUCAAGCACCAGGUGCAUUUUUAGUUAUGUAUUUCCAAAUUGAUUCAAAACAAAAUUGGUCAACAUGGGUUCCAUAUUUAGCAACAGGUAUCCAAAUGAUUGUUUUAAUUGUUAUUUGUGUUUAUUAUUUAAUUAGAGAUAGAAAGAAAAACAAGAAACUCAAAAAACAAGUAGAACAGGGCCAAAUUCAAGAUGAAUCCCCACAAAACUAUCAAACUGAAAAAACUAUAUAA
Molecule: messenger RNA, 1101 nt
Organism: Dictyostelium purpureum
Lineage: Eukaryota; Evosea; Eumycetozoa; Dictyosteliales; Dictyosteliaceae
Exons: 5
Coding region: 1-1101 (366 amino acids)
Source: RefSeq, a predicted model, not a curated record